CACGAUAGUACAGGCGUGAUCGAUCUGAAAAUUGCACUGAAUCUAGUUAUUCUGAGAGAAAUAGUUGAGUGACUUCUCUCAGAUAUCCGAUGGACGGCGAAAAUACAUUUAAACAAUGGAAAAAACAGUGUCUGAAUAAGAUUGACUUUAGCAAAAAAGGGAGUGUUGAUGAAGCCAUUUCCAAUAUCGUGUCUUGCCUAAAUGAUUCCGAUAAUUACUUUACAACAAGCUCCUGUUCGGGGAGAAUAAUUCUUAUUGAUGGGGUGUCGGACUCCACAGACAUCCAAAAACAAAACUGCUCCUGGCUGUUUGUUACACAUCAGAAAUGUGAAAAAGCGGAUUUGUGUGCUGGACUGGAGAAGUCGGUUGGAGAUGCAGUCUUAAAAUUUGAACCUUUCGUGCUUCAUGUCCAAUGUAAACAACUGGAGGACGCUCAACGCCUGCAUUCUGUGGCCAUCAACUCUGGGUUCAGAAACUCUGGUUUAACGGUUGGAAAGAAGGGCAAAAUUAUUACGGCGGUGCGGAGUACUCACUGCCUUGAAGUUCCACUUGCUCACAGAGGGAAGGUGCUGGUGGAUGAGGGAUACAUUGAUUUCCUGGUAGGAGUCGCCAAUCAGAAAAUGGAAGAAAAUCACAGGAGAAUAGAGAGGUUUUAUGAUUGCUUGCAGUCUUCUUUUCGAGAAAAAAUCGGUAAAUGCUACUCCGAGGGAGAGACGAAAGAGAAAUCUGUGUACAAACGCAGACGGAAAAGGACAGAAGAGCAUUCUAAGAGAGACUUUUGUGAAAAUGUGAAAAGACACACUGAGAGUGAACUGGAAGAUGACUUUGAAUCUGGGCUGUCAUUGUUCGACUAGAGUUUCAGUCUUUCCCUGAGCCGAAUCCGUUUCGUUACUGUCAUAAUAUGGAAAAACAAACUAACAAACACAAAAAAAAAACAACGAAUGUCUGUUUAUCAUGGAUCAACAUCCAUAUUUUGAAAGGAUGGGGACUCUGUUAUUUUAAA
Molecule: messenger RNA, 1003 nt
Organism: Chanos chanos (milkfish)
Lineage: Eukaryota; Metazoa; Chordata; Actinopteri; Gonorynchiformes; Chanidae
Gene: tyw3
Product: tRNA-yW synthesizing protein 3 homolog (S. cerevisiae)
Exons: 6
Coding region: 90-854 (254 amino acids)
Source: RefSeq, a predicted model, not a curated record